Messenger RNA from Plasmodium cynomolgi strain B, 231 nucleotides. RefSeq lists its product as hypothetical. Lineage: Eukaryota; Apicomplexa; Aconoidasida; Haemosporida; Plasmodiidae. The transcript has 2 exons. The record is from RefSeq and is a predicted model, not a curated record. Bases 1 to 231 code for a protein of 76 amino acids.
AUGGCAGACAACUUGAAAGAUAUCGACAUUAACAACUUUGGCCCACAAAUCGAGGGCAUCAUUAAGGAAGCCUUUAAAACUUGUGUAGUUCAAUCAGAAAAGGCAUGCCAACGUAACUACAUUCCUGCCGUCGUGAUGGCCGUGCUGAUUUUUAACGCUCUUGUGUAUAUUGGCCACAAGCUAGGAAGAAACGCUUAUCAUUGGAAGAUAGAACUCUUCGGAUCCAUGUAA